This is a messenger RNA of Drosophila hydei, 1978 nucleotides long. RefSeq names its product lateral signaling target protein 2 homolog. Lineage: Eukaryota; Metazoa; Arthropoda; Insecta; Diptera; Drosophilidae. The coding region runs from base 60 to 1925 and encodes 621 amino acids. The record is from RefSeq and is a predicted model, not a curated record. The transcript is spliced from 2 exons.
UGACACACACCCACACAUACUCGUUGGCACACGUACGCGCACACAUACACACAGGCAGCAUGUCGGAGCGCAAGCGUUAUCACAAGGACAAUGCGCCCACGGAUGAUAUUAUCACACUUAUCAAUCUGGUGCGACAGAAUCCAGCGCUAUACAAUUAUAAGCUGCAGCCGAAUCAAAGACGACGCCCGGACAUAUUAAGUGGCUGGCAGGAGGUAUCCCAGCAAAUGGGCAACAAGUAUAGCGUGCAGGAGGUGCGGCGCAAGUGGAAAAACCUAAGGGAUACGUAUCAUCAAUAUCGUCGACGUUCGCCCAAAUGCAUCGAGGGACGUUUAUCCAAAUGGCGCUACGCUAAGCAGCUGGAUUUCCUAUCGAAGGUUUACCAGCCAAAGUUGAAGGCGCAUCGCGAUGCGCUGGCCGCUCUGGUGCAAAUAAAAAAGCAGCCUGACGAUGAGGAUGACGACGAAGAUGAGGAUGGUGUUGUUGAUGGUGGUGUUGGUGGCGUCGAGCAUGACCAUGAUGUUGAGCAUGAUAUUAUCGAUGAAGAUGGGCAUUCGGAUACAACGGCCCUGUCCUCCUCACAGAUAACGCUCGUCAGCGACGAGACCGAGGCGUUCAUAAUGACCGCCUAUGAGGAGAGCGUGGCCGAUGAUACGGUGCAUCAUCAUCAUCAUGCGCACAGGAUGGCCAUGACACAGCAGCACCAUCAUCAGCAGCAGCAGCAGCAUCAUCAGCAUCACCAUCACCAACAGCAGCAGCACCAGCAGCAGCAUCAUCAUCAGCAGCAUCAUCAGCAUCACCAUCAUCAUCAUCACCAGCAGCAGCACGAUGGCAGCAUUUCCAGCAUUGAAUUAUCACAAAUCACCCACGACGACGAAGACGUCGUCGAUGAUGAGCUGGACGAUGAUGACGAUGUGGUCGAUCAUGACGGACAGGUGGUAGACAUUGUUAAGCAUGAGCUAGACGAGGAUGGCGCCACAGCUGCUGAGGUCGAUUAUGAGGAGGUCUGCCUGUAUGAGGAGGCCAGCGGCACACAUUGCGAAUUGGGCGUCGAUGGUAGCAGCGAUGUGGUCGAUAGCAAGGGCUUUCAUUACAUUGAUGCCGAUGAGUUUUGCAUAGAGGAUAUCGAAACGGAGCCAGAGACACGCACCACUGUUACCGUGCCACUGCGUGCCACAACACAUCACGCUCACGCCCACACCCACACACAUACACAUCAGCAACAUUCUCAUCAUUUGGUCAGCAGCGCCACGGCUACGAAUAGCGUUCUGGCUGGCAACGGCAGCGUCAUCACAGCCGAUACCAAGCUCAAGAAUCUCACACUAGUGACGACCACGGCGGCAGCGGCAUCGACAUCAGCAUCAGCAGCGGGCAGCCAACGCUGCCACGAAGCAGGCAGCACCCAGCAAAUAGCUCUGGUCGACGUUACCGAGGCGACGAGCACCAGUGUCACCAUAUCCAGUACGCCUGCUGUGGCGCUGAAUGCCACCACGGUGAGCACCACGCUGCCGGCUGCCGCGGGAGGAGCAGCAGCGGUGCAGCCACAACCAGGAACAGCUACAGCUGCUGCAGCAGCCGCGGCGGCAGCAGCAGCUGCCACACUGUGCAAUACAUCAACAAAUACGCCAUACACUGGAGCAACGACCAUACUGCAGCUGCCGACUCUCAGCUGUGCUGGCAAUCAGAAUAACGUCGUUGGCGGCUCCUCGUCCAUCAGCGUGGCCGCCUCGAGCAGUACGCUGAUCAAGGACGAGGAGCAGCAGCAGUUUGCGCAGGCGCUGAUCAAGCGCGACGAGCUCGAUUUGUUUUUCGAUUUUCUCAAAAAGAAAAUGCAAUACUUUAGCAAAACGCAAAUUACGCACAUUCAAAUGGAAUUCCUCAACUGCGUCAGCAGGCAGGAGGUGGCCGAGCAGGAUGCCAAGGAUUAGCUGCAUAUACAUUCAUAUAUAUAAACAAACCUUUAUAUAUAUAUAAAUAUAUA